AUGAGGAGACCUCCCCGGAUUCCCCGCCUCGUGGUAUGCUACUCCGAUCCGCUGCGCAGAGCUCCAAGCUGCCCUUCUCCUCCCUCUCUCCCGCUCCGCCACCUCUCUUCAUCUUCCGUCUCCCAGAAACCGCUCCGGGAGCCGGAAGCCUCCAGUCUGGUCUCCAGGGUUCUCCGCGUCCUUGCCCAGCCCGGUUGGCGGAGCAGCCCCGACCUCCAUGCCCUCGCGCCAGGUCUAUGCUCGCAUCAUAUCGUCCAGAUCCUGGGAUCUCAGUCGGACGCCAACCAGGCCCUCCAGUUCUUCCACUGGAUCUCUCGUCUGCAUUCCGACAAGCAGAAUAUGGACAUUUUCAUCGCUCUCCUGAACCGUCUUGUGGAGGGCGGGGUUUUCGCCCCUGCGGAUAGGAUCAGGAUACUCAUGAUCAAGUCUUGCAAGAGCCGGGACGAAAUUUCCCGGACCUUCGUUUUUUUGGAGGGGAUUAGCGUCAAGUCGUUCGGUUUCAGCUUGUUCACCUAUAAUACGCUACUUAUCCAGAUGGCCAAGUUCGACAUGCUCGAGCUUUCACAGUCAGUUUUCAGUCGGAUGUUGGAUAGCGGGGUGGCGCCAUCAGUCCUCACUUUUAACACAAUAAUCAAUUUGUUGUGCAAGAAUGGCAAGAUUAGAGCGGCUUUGUUAGUGCUGAGCAGGAUGUUCCAGUCAGAUAUGAGACCUGACACAUUCACGUACACAUCACUAAUCCUCGGGCACUGCAGGAACCGCGAUCUCUGUUCAGCAUUUGGUGUCUUCGACCGGAUGGUCAGGGAGGGAUGCAAGCCAAACUCAGUGACAUACUCUAUUCUGAUCAAUGGACUUUGUGAAGAUGGGAGAGUCGACGAGUCACUGAAUCUGAUGAAGGAGAUGGCAGCGAAAGGGGUGGAAGCUACGGUGUACACAUACACUACUACAAUUGCAUCUCUUUGUGGUAUGGGUCGCACUUUAGAGGCACGUGACUUGGUUGCUGUCAUGAGGAAGAGGGGGUGCCAGCCCAAUGUUCACACGUACACUGCUCUUAUCAGUGGAUUAUGCACUUUCGAUCAGCUUGAAGUAGCUAUCGGCCUGUUCCACCAUAUGCUAGGGGAAGGCCUCAUUCCCAACCCGGCUACUUAUAAUGCUCUGAUCAAUGGGUUGUGUACGAGGAGGGGUAUCCAAUCUGCUCUGGUGCUUUUCAACUCGAUGGAGAGGUGUGGUUGUGCUCCAAAUUCACAAUCUUAUAAUGAGAUUAUAAAGGGAUUCUGUUUAUCUGGUAGCAUUCAGAAAGCAAUGAUCCUCUUCAACAGGAUGCUUAAGGUUGGGCCUGCACUCAAUCGUGUAACCUACAAUACCAUCAUUGAUGGAUACUGUAAAAUGGGACAUCCCGAAAAUGCCAUGCGGCUGUUGGACAUGAUGAAGCAAAAUGCCUGCGAACCUGAUGAAUGGACUUAUACUGAACUCAUACGUGGGUUUUGCAAUGUGGGCCAGCUUGACGCAGCUUCCAAGACAUUUGCUGAAAUGGUUGAUCAUAAUUUGGUCCCGAAUGAAGUCACAUACACCACGCUAAUUGACGGGUUCUGUAAGGGUGGAAGGGUAGAUUUUGCUGUGGAUUUAUUUAAGGAGAUGAGGGGAAAGGGCUGUUUACGUACUGUUCAGAUGUAUAAUGUGCUGAUUAAUGGUUUUUGCAAGAAAAAUCGAUUGUCAGAGGCUCAAAGUUUUCUUAAUGAGAUGUUGGAUCAAGGCUUCACACCUAAUGUAGUGACUUACACAACACUGAUAGAUGGGUUCUGUAAGAAUGGUGCCACAGAUGUAGCAUAUAGAAUUAUGCAUGAAAUGGCCUGCCAAGGUUGCAUGCCCAACCUCCUUACUUACAGUGCUCUUAUUUAUGGGCUCUGCCAAGAAGGAAAAGCUGAGGAAGCAGAGAUGGUGCUUGGUGAAAUAGAGGAAAAGGGAUUGACUCCGGACCACGUUACAUAUACUUCCCUUAUUGAUGGCUAUGUUGCAUUACAUGAAACAGGUCGUGCCUUUUCGCUUUUGGGGCGUAUGGCCAGUACUGGCUGCAUGCCCAAUUAUCGGACUUACAGAGUACUGAUGAAAGCAUUGCUAAAGGAACGACAAUUAGUUGGAGAAAAUGUUGCAACUUUUCCCAUUGACAUUUCGAGUCGCACCUUAGAUGAGGAUGCCAUAGACUUUGAUAUUAUUUCAAGGCUCUUGCUUAGAAUAUCAGAGAUUGGUUGUAAACUCAAUGUAUGUGUCUACAACACCCUGGUUAACGGUUUGUGUGGUGAAGGUAAAUGGUACGAGGCAAAUCUCUUGGUAAAAAGAAUGACGAGCCAAGAUCUGCACCCAGAUGAGGAGGCGUAUAAUUCGUUGCUCGUUGAAGUAUCUAAGAAUUUGGAAGUUGAUCAUGCUUUAGAGAUUGUAGACGCUAUGGCUGCACAGGGCUAUCAGCCCUGUCUUUCAGGUUACAAGGCGCUGAUAUGUGCUCUCUGCAAGGUGGAGAGGGUAGAAAGGGCACAAACUAUGUUUCAAAGAAUGCUUCAGCACCUCUGGAAUCCUGAUGAGAUCGUGUGGACAAUUCUCCUCGAUGGAUUGCUGAAGGAUGGAGAGGUGGAUCUGUGUCUGAAGUUUCUUCAUUUCAUGGAAUCAAAGGGUUGCGCCCCCCACUUCCAGACAUACAAUAUCCUGUCAAGAGAACUUUCUAAAGAGAAAAAGGUGAUUGAGAGUGAUUCCUCUGUCACGUAA
This is a messenger RNA of Spirodela intermedia, 2754 nucleotides long. NCBI's taxonomy places the organism in Eukaryota, Viridiplantae, Streptophyta, Magnoliopsida, Alismatales, Araceae. The record is from the annotation of a GenBank genome assembly.